CCGUCUACACCUUAUAUCCGCGUAAUAAAUAAAUAAAUAUUUACCUAACAAGUUUAACGACUAUUUACUUGGAGACAACUGUGCUUUUGGUGAUUUUGGACUGUAAAGUGCGCUGAAGUUUCGUGGUUAAAGUUGUAAAAAUGUCAUCCCUACAACAGCUGGCGCUAGAGUUAUUCGACGCAGGCGCCGUCCGCCUGGGAGACAUCGAGGCCAAAAUCGGCAGGCGCACGCCAGUCUACUUCGACCUCAGGGUCGUGGUCUCGCAUCCGAGGAUUAUGUCUGCAGUAGCAGAGCAUCUUCAGCGGUUGGCCUCCGAAAUAAACCACGACCUUCUGUGUGGGGUGCCGUACGCCGCACUACCAUUCACAGCAGUUAUGUCAGUCAACACCGACGUCCCCAUGAUCAUGAAACGCAAGGAAACCAAGCUGUAUGCCACCAGAAAACUCAUCGAAGGAGUCUACCACAAAAACCAAACUUGCCUCGUCGUGGAGGACGUAGUGACAUCUGGCGGCAGCGUACUAGAAACUGUUCGUACGCUACGAGACGAGCAACUAAACGUCACGCACGCCAUAGUAGUUCUCGACCGCGAACAAGGUGGCGUUAGUGUACUAAAAGCAAAUGGCGUCAAAGUAGUAUCGCUCUUCACACUGAAUAAUUUAACACAAAUUCUGAGGGAUGCCGGCAGAAUCACAGAUGAUACUGUUGACAUUAUUUCAGACCACAUCAAAGGGUGCCAGUUUGGUGUUAUGCACAACAGCGGAGAUGAAAUUACUCCUAGCUAACAUACCUUUAAAAUAUUGGAGUUUUUCUUACCUAGGCAAUGGUUCUGCAGAAUUAUUAGAUGCACAAAUAGUAUUUAUUUAUAUAAAAUGAGCACCUAAUUAAAUGUAUUUAAUUAACUCUUACUAUUAUUACGCACAAUUUAAAUAAAUUUCACUUGUAAUUGUGUACCUACUAAUAUUAAUUAAUAUUUUAACUAUGAAUAAUUAUAUUUAAAUUAAGUAAUUAAAGUUAAUGUAGAUUUAUGGGUCAGCGAAAUGGAAUCACUAAGCUUAGAAUAAAGCGCUGAAAGGUAACUUGAUAUCUUCAAAAUUAAUCAUAAGGUAUUAAGUAGUAGGUACCUACUAAACAUUAUUUUUUACAUUAGGUACCUACCUACUUCAUUAAAUACAAGGCUUCUUUGUUAAUUUGCCCUAACCGGAAUUAGGGUGAGCAGCCCGUUAAGUUUUUUUGGCUUGCAAUUUCUUUCUUUAUCCCACUAAAGUUUCGGUGGGGACUACGGGUAUAAACCUAAUGCAUGACCCAUGAGAUGUAAUGAAACAUCCAUGGCAUGGCAUGACAUGACCCUACACAUGAGUAAGAAGAAUCAAAUUGACCAGUGAAGAUAUUGCUAUCUAUUUCAUUGUUCUAUGUUAUGUAUUCGGUAGGGUGGGUACCUAUUUACCUAUUGUUCAAUUUAUGCUAACUAUUGUAUAGUGUGUAGUAGGCUGGCUAAUCAGCGCCGUUAUGCGAGGAAGUAGCGACGUGUGUGCGUCCGGCGCAUUAUAAUAAUGUGACUAAUCAUAUUAAUGGUGUCUGCUGAAUUAAUGGACUGCAUUAACUUGCGGUUCAAAUAUUGCAGUUAGUUGGCAGAGGAAGUAACCUACUUACUGAAGGAAUGUCGUGUGUGUGCAGUGCAAUAUUACCUAGGUAUUAGUUUUGUUUUUUGCAAAUGAAGAUCUAGAAGUAGAUAGGUGUAUGAUGGGUGUAUGUGGUGUAGUAAUAAUAGAACAACGUAAUGUGUGACCUAACAUGGGGAACUGGUAACUAGCUAGCUAUUGGUAGUUUGAGUAUCUUUGAUGUGUUAGUGUGUAAUAAAUAAAACAACCACAUAAAAUCAUUGUAGUUUUAUUAUUCACCAGCUGAAUAUAAUAAUUAAAAACUUUGAUCGACUUCGAAAAUUGUACGUUACUAGCUUUUUAGUUUACCAAAAAAGCCAAUGUAAACUCAUCACAC
Molecule: messenger RNA, 1995 nt
Organism: Ostrinia furnacalis (Asian corn borer)
Lineage: Eukaryota; Metazoa; Arthropoda; Insecta; Lepidoptera; Crambidae
Product: uridine 5'-monophosphate synthase
Exons: 3
Coding region: 141-782 (213 amino acids)
Biological process (GO): pyrimidine nucleobase biosynthetic process; UMP biosynthetic process
Molecular function (GO): orotidine-5'-phosphate decarboxylase activity; orotate phosphoribosyltransferase activity
Source: RefSeq, a predicted model, not a curated record